AUGGCUGCCAACUACCAACAUAACGAACAAUCCCAACGAGCAGGCUAUGCCAACAUCGGCGCCGCUUCCUCGACCGGCGCACCCGGACACCCAACAGGACUCCAGGAUACACGAUCAACCUACGACGCCUCCAAGGGUGUAAACCCAGCCACAGGGGCCGCCUACUCAAAAUCAUCAGGGGGUGGACCUACGCAGACACAUCAGCGCCCGCUCUCGCCAUCGCCGGCUCGCAGCGAUGAUCGGAUCAUCGGGGAUGCACCACUCCCGCACACGGCCAGCACGGCGCAGCGGGCUGAGAUGCAAGAUCGCCAGGCUUCCGGGUCGAAGGCUUCGCAGGUUGGUGAGGGUGUCGGCAAGGGUGUGAUGGGAGCUGCGGCUUCGGUUCAUGUGAGUUGA
Messenger RNA from Penicillium bovifimosum, 396 nucleotides. RefSeq names its product protein dprC (gene dprC). Bases 1 to 396 code for a protein of 131 amino acids. The transcript has a single exon. The record is from RefSeq and is a predicted model, not a curated record. Lineage: Eukaryota; Fungi; Ascomycota; Eurotiomycetes; Eurotiales; Aspergillaceae.